Sinocyclocheilus grahami is the source of this 1333-nucleotide messenger RNA. RefSeq names its product phenylalanine--tRNA ligase alpha subunit-like. The coding region runs from base 44 to 1333 and encodes 429 amino acids. Lineage: Eukaryota; Metazoa; Chordata; Actinopteri; Cypriniformes; Cyprinidae. Gene Ontology annotation, cellular component: cytoplasm; cytosol; phenylalanine-tRNA ligase complex. Gene Ontology annotation, biological process: phenylalanyl-tRNA aminoacylation. The transcript has 12 exons. The record is from RefSeq and is a predicted model, not a curated record. Gene Ontology annotation, molecular function: ATP binding; phenylalanine-tRNA ligase activity; tRNA binding.
ACGUCAUGUCCGUCUCCCCAUCCGAGCGCAAGGCGACUCCAGCAUGGCUGACACCGGGCUUUUAGAAGCACUCUUACGGCUGCUGGAGAAGGUGGACGGCGGCAUCGAGAGCCAGGAUGUGGCGGCGGAUCUCGGGGUGGAUCAUCAGCUGAUCGUCGGCGCGGUGAAGAGCCUGCAGGCGCUGGGAGAGGUGAUCUCGGCGGAGCAGAAGUCCUCCAAACACUGGGAGCUGACAGGAGAGGGCUGUGAGAUUGCGGAGCAGGGCAGUCAUGAAGCCCGAGUGUUCAACGCCAUCCCAGACAAGGGUCUGCCGCAGAAUGAACUCAUGAAAAUGCCGAGCGGGAAGGUUGGUUUCAGCAAAGCCAUGUCCAACAAAUGGAUCCGUCUGGAUAAAGCUCAUGAGGGAGGACCAAGAGUCUUUAAAACCGUGGAAACUAUUGAGGAUACAGUAAGGGACAAACUACAGCUGGUGCAGAAGGGACUGUCGGCAAAACUAAAGGACAAAGAGAAGAAUGAACUCAAGAAACGUAAACUGCUAUCAGAAGUGACGGUUAAGUCAUACCGGAUCACUAAAGGCAGCAGCUUCAGUACCACCAUCAACAAACAAGAGACAGAACUCACUCCAGAGAUGAUCGCCAGUGGAAGCUGGAAGGAGAAGAAGUUCAAGCCGUAUAAUUUCGAGGCGAUGGGUGUCGCUCCAGACUGCGGUCACCUGCACCCGCUCAUGAAGGUCCGGACGCAGUUCAGGCAGAUCUUCCUGGAGAUGGGAUUCACAGAAAUGCCCACCAACAACUUCAUCGAGAGCUCCUUCUGGAACUUCGAUUCUCUGUUCCAGCCCCAGCAGCACCCAGCUAGAGACCAGCAUGACACCUUCUUCAUCUCGGACCCAGCCCUUGCUCACGAGUUUCCUCAGGACUAUUUGGAGAGAGUGAAGCAGGUUCAUUCUGAAGGAGGUUACGGAUCACAGGGAUACAAAUAUGACUGGAAGAUUGAAGAAGCCCAGAAGAACCUCCUGCGAACACACACCACAGCGGUCAGCGCUCGCAUGCUGUAUAAACUCGCACAGCAGGAGAAGUUCACACCCGUGAAGUACUUUUCCAUCGAUAGAGUUUUCCGUAAUGAAUCUCUGGACGCUACUCACCUGGCGGAGUUUCACCAGAUCGAGGGAGUGGUGGCCGACUAUGGCCUUACGCUGGGAAACCUCAUGGGCAUCCUGCACCAGUUCUUUACCAAACUAGGAAUCACAAAAUUGCGCUUCAAGCCUGCGUACAACCCCUACACCGAGCCAAGUAUGGAGGUGUUCAGCUAUCAUGAAGUCUGUAAGGCUCUGUGA